AUGUCCACUCCGAGCAGAUUCAAAAAGGACAAAGAGAUCAUCGCCGAGUAUGAAAGUCAAGUCAAAGAAAUUCGAGCUCAACUGGUAGAACAACAGAAAUGCCUGGAGCAGCAGACAGAGAUGAGAGUUCAGCUUCUGCAGGACCUGCAAGAUUUCUUCCGGAAAAAAGCCGAAAUUGAGACGGAUUAUUCUCGGAACCUAGAAAAGUUAGCAGAAAGGUUCAUGGCCAAAACAAGAAGCACUAAGGAUCAUCAACAGUACAAGAAAGACCAGAACUUAUUGUCUCCAGUGAACUGCUGGUAUUUGCUCCUGAACCAAGUGAGGCGAGAAAGCAAAGACCACGCCACCUUGAGUGACAUCUAUCUGAACAACGUGAUUAUGCGGUUCAUGCAGAUAAGUGAGGAUUCCACCAGGAUGUUUAAAAAGAGCAAAGAGAUUGCAUUCCAGCUUCAUGAGGAUUUGAUGAAGGUUCUCAAUGAGCUCUAUACGGUGAUGAAAACAUACCAUAUGUAUCACGCUGAGAGCAUCAGUGCAGAGAGCAAACUGAAGGAGGCUGAGAAACAAGAAGAGAAGCAGAUUGGCAGGUCUGGUGAUCCAGUCUUCCAUAUUAGACUGGAAGAGAGACAUCAGCGGCGAAGCUCGGUGAAAAAAAUUGAAAAAAUGAAGGAAAAAAGACAAGCAAAAUAUUCGGAAAACAAGCUUAAAUCAAUUAAGGCACGGAAUGAAUAUCUCCUAACCCUUGAAGCAACCAAUGCCUCAGUUUUCAAGUAUUAUAUUCAUGAUCUUUCAGAUUUAAUUGAUUGCUGUGAUCUUGGCUACCAUGCAAGCCUAAACAGAGCCCUGAGGACGUAUCUCUCUGCGGAGUAUAACCUUGAAACCUCCAGACAUGAGGGCUUAGACAUUAUUGAGAAUGCAGUUGACAAUUUGGAGCCCAGGAGUGAUAAGCAGAGAUUCAUGGAGAUGUACCCUGCUGCGUUCUGUCCACCAAUGAAGUUUGAGUUUCAGUCUCACAUGGGUGAUGAGGUGUGCCAGGUCAGUGCCCAGCAGCCAGUCCAAGCAGAGCUCAUGCUCAGGUACCAGCAGCUGCAGUCCCGCCUGGCCACACUCAAGAUCGAGAACGAGGAGGUUAAGAAAACGACUGAGGCCACCCUGCAGACAAUACAGGAUAUGGUCACUAUCGAGGACUACGAUGUUUCUGAAUGCUUCCAGCACAGUCGCUCCACAGAGUCUGUGAAGUCCACGGUCUCUGAAACCUAUCUGAGUAAGCCCAGCAUCGCCAAGAGAAGAGCCAACCAGCAGGAGACCGAGCAGUUCUACUUCAUGAAACUCAGAGAAUAUUUGGAGGGUAGUAAUCUCAUCACAAAACUUCAAGCCAAGCAUGACUUGUUGCAGAGGACACUUGGAGAAGGUCAUAGAGCUGAAUAUAUGACUACAAGGCCUCCAAAUGUUCCCCCUAAGCCCCAGAAACACAGGAAGUCCAGACCCCGCUCACAGUAUAAUGCUAAGUUGUUUAAUGGGGAUUUGGAAACAUUCAUCAAGGACUCAGGACAGAUCAUCCCCCUCAUUGUGGAAAGCUGUAUUCGGUUCAUAAAUCUCUACGGUCUUCAGCAUCAGGGGAUUUUCAGAGUGUCUGGUUCCCAGGUGGAAGUCAAUGAUAUUAAAAACUCAUUUGAGAGAGGUGAAAACCCUUUGGCUGAUGACCAGAGUAACCGUGAUAUUAACUCAGUUGCUGGCGUUCUAAAGCUCUACUUCCGUGGGCUGGAAAACCCCCUCUUUCCUAAGGAAAGAUUUAAUGAUCUGAUUUCUUGUGUCAGAAUAGAUAAUCUCUAUGAGAGGGCACUUCACAUCCGCAAACUGCUCCUGACCUUGCCCAGGUCGGUCCUUAUAGUGAUGAGGUACCUCUUUGCCUUCCUCAAUCAUCUUUCACAGUACAGUGAUGAAAACAUGAUGGACCCUUAUAACCUGGCCAUCUGUUUUGGCCCUACAUUGAUGCCUGUCCCAGAGAUACAGGAUCAAGUGUCCUGCCAGGCUCAUGUCAAUGAGAUUGUCAAAACCAUCAUCAUCCACCAUGAGACUAUUUUCCCAGAUGCUAAAGAGCUGGAUGGCCCUGUUUAUGAGAAAUGUAUGGCUGGAGACGAGUAUUGCGACAGCCCAUACAGUGAGCACGGUACGCUGGAGGAAGUGGAUCAGGACGCUGGUACAGAGCCGCACACCAGUGAAGACGAAUGUGAGCCAAUAGAAGCGAUAGCCAAGUUUGACUACGUUGGGCGGUCUGCCAGAGAAUUGUCCUUCAAGAAGGGUGCUUCCCUACUGCUGUAUCACCGCGCAUCGGAGGACUGGUGGGAAGGAAGGCACAACGGGAUUGACGGGCUUGUGCCCCACCAGUACAUCGUGGUGCAGGAUAUGGAUGAUACAUUUUCAGACACUCUGAGCCAGAAAGCCGACAGCGAGGCCAGCAGUGGGCCGGUAGCUGAAGACAAGUCUUCAUCCAAGGACAUGAACUCCCCAACAGACCGACAUCCUGAUGGCUAUUUAGCCAGACAAAGAAAAAGGGGAGAGCCACCCCCUCCAGCAAGGCGUCCUGGCAGGACCAGUGAUGGCCAUUGCCCCCUCCAUCCCCCACAUGGUCUUUCCAACUCCUCAAUUGACCUGGGGUCCCCAAGCCUGGGCAGUCAUCCCCGGGGCCUGCUGCAGAACCGUGGCCUCAACAACGACAGUCCUGAGAGGAGGCGUCGGCCAGGCCACGGCAGCCUGACCAACAUCAGCCGCCAUGACUCCCUCAAGAAGAUCGACAGCCCUCCUAUUAGAAGGUCCACUUCAUCAGGGCAAUACUCAGGCUUCAACGACCACAAGCCGCUGGACCCAGAGACAAUCGCUCAGGAUAUCGAAGAGACGAUGAACACUGCUUUGAAUGAACUCCGAGAACUGGAGAGACAGAGUACAGCAAAGCAUGCCCCCGACGUGGUGCUGGAUACCUUAGAACAAGUGAAAAACUCUCCCACCCCCGCCACCUCCACGGAAUCGCUCAGCCCUUUGCACAACGUUGCCCUCAGGAGCUCAGAGCCUCAGAUCCGUCGGAGCACUAGCUCCUCCAGUGACACGUUGAGUACUUUCAAGCCUGCGGUGGCACCCAGAAUGGGCGUGCAGCUGAAGCCCCCAGCCCUUCGGCCGAAACCUGCUGUUCUUCCAAAAACAAACCCGACCGUGGGACCCGCCCCGCCUUCCCAAGGUCCAGCAGACAAGUCCUGCACGAUGUAA
This is a messenger RNA of Budorcas taxicolor (takin), 3258 nucleotides long. It is a transcript of the gene SRGAP1, whose product is annotated as SLIT-ROBO Rho GTPase activating protein 1. The coding region runs from base 1 to 3258 and encodes 1085 amino acids. Gene Ontology annotation, molecular function: GTPase activator activity; protein binding. Gene Ontology annotation, biological process: signal transduction; negative regulation of cell migration. NCBI's taxonomy places the organism in Eukaryota, Metazoa, Chordata, Mammalia, Artiodactyla, Bovidae. Gene Ontology annotation, cellular component: cytoplasm. The record is from RefSeq and is a predicted model, not a curated record. The transcript has 22 exons.